This is a messenger RNA of Sinocyclocheilus grahami, 1661 nucleotides long. Its product is annotated as cleavage stimulation factor subunit 3-like. Bases 16 to 1623 code for a protein of 535 amino acids. Gene Ontology annotation, biological process: mRNA 3'-end processing. The transcript is spliced from 15 exons. The record is from RefSeq and is a predicted model, not a curated record. NCBI's taxonomy places the organism in Eukaryota, Metazoa, Chordata, Actinopteri, Cypriniformes, Cyprinidae. Gene Ontology annotation, molecular function: mRNA binding; protein binding. Gene Ontology annotation, cellular component: nucleus.
AAUAUUGGUUUUCAAAUGUGUCCACAGAUCAAGGCUAAAAACUAUGACAAGGUUGAAAAGUUAUUUCAGAGGUGCUUAAUGAAGGUUCUGCACAUUGACCUGUGGAAGUGCUACCUCUCAUAUGUACGGGAAACCAAAGGAAAACUGCCCAGCUAUAAGGAAAAGAUGGCACAGGCUUAUGAUUUUGCUUUGGAUAAGAUUGGGAUGGAGAUUAUGUCCUAUCAGAUUUGGGUGGAUUACAUCAAUUUCCUCAAGGGAGUAGAGGCCGUGGGGUCAUACGCUGAGAACCAGCGCAUCACAGCCGUCAGACGCGUGUAUCAGAGAGGCUGCGUCAACCCCAUGAUUAACAUUGAGCAGCUCUGGAGGGACUACAGCAAGUAUGAAGAGGGCAUAAAUGUGCAUUUGGCCAAAAAGAUGAUUGAAGACCGGAGUAGAGACUACAUGAACGCCAGGAGAGUCGCCAAGGAGUAUGAGACGGUGAUGAAGGGUUUGGACCGGAACGCCCCCUCAGUGCCGCCCCAGAACUCCCCACAGGAGGCCCAGCAGGUGGAGAUGUGGAAGAAAUACAUCCAAUGGGAGAAGAGCAACCCACUGCGUACCGAAGAUCAGACCCUCAUCACCAAGAGAGUGAUGUUUGCCUAUGAGCAGUGCCUUUUGGUACUCGGCCAUCACCCUGACAUCUGGUACGAAGCUGCCCAGUACCUGGAACAGUCCAGCAAACUGCUGGCAGAAAAAGGGGACAUGAACAACGCCAAGCUGUUCAGUGAUGAGGCGGCUAACAUCUACGAGCGUGCCAUAGGAACUCUGCUCAAGAAGAACAUGCUACUGUAUUUCUCUUUUGCAGACUAUGAAGAGAGUCGCAUGAAGCACGAGAAGGUUCAUAGUAUAUACAACCGCCUCCUGGCCAUAGAACAUAUCGACCCUACUUUGGUCUAUAUCCAGUACAUGAAAUUUGCCAGAAGAGCUGAAGGCAUCAAGUCUGGUCGCACCAUCUUUAAGAAGGCCAGAGAGGAUGCUCGCACACGCCAUCAUGUGUACGCCACUGCUGCUCUUAUGGAAUAUUACUGCAGCAAGGACAAAUCUGUGGCCUUUAAGAUAUUUGAGCUUGGACUGAAGAAAUACGGUGACAUUCCUGAAUACAUUUUGGCGUACAUCGAUUACCUCUCUCACUUAAACGAGGACAACAACACCAGAGUCCUGUUUGAGAGAGUCCUGACGUCCGGCAGUCUUUCCCCUGACAAAUCUGGGGAAAUCUGGGCGCGCUUCUUGGCCUUUGAGAGCAACAUCGGGGACUUGGCCAGUAUCCUGAAGGUGGAGCGAAGGCGUUUCAUGGCCUUUAAAGACGAGUAUGAGGGAAAGGAGACGGCUCUGCUGGUGGACAGAUACAAGUUCAUGGAUUUGUAUCCUUGCUCCCCCAGCGAGCUCAAAGCCCUCGGCUACAAGGACGUGUCUCGUGCCAAAUACGCAUCACUGAUGCCAGAGGCGGUGGUCACUCCUUCUACCCCUUCGCUGAAAGACGAGGCCGACCGCAAACCUGAGUAUCCCAAACCUGACACCAGCCAGAUGAUCCCUUUCCAGCCACGUCAUCUGGCACGUGAGUAUAAACACCUCGCAUGCAUUUAACAUUCAACUCCGAGAUGCAUCGUUUGAGGAUCUCUGGU